Aspergillus niger is the source of this 2301-nucleotide messenger RNA. RefSeq lists its product as uncharacterized. The record is from RefSeq and is a predicted model, not a curated record. Gene Ontology annotation, molecular function: ammonia-lyase activity. Gene Ontology annotation, cellular component: cytoplasm. Bases 1 to 2301 code for a protein of 766 amino acids. The transcript has a single exon. Lineage: Eukaryota; Fungi; Ascomycota; Eurotiomycetes; Eurotiales; Aspergillaceae. Gene Ontology annotation, biological process: L-phenylalanine catabolic process.
AUGGCUGACACUCCACCCAAUCUGUCCCCUGACAACAGCAGUCUCAUAACCCAUGCCGAGGCCAUGCUGUCCGCACUGAUGAAGGUAGAGAAAGCAGUCGACGAAGCUGGUUCAGGUAAAAAUAAGCCUUAUGAUUUCACGGAAUCGGUACUGGACGCAACCUCCAAGCUGGAAUUUAUCUUGAUAGUCGGAAAGAUUGUCAGCGUGAACGGUCGCCGACUUGAUCUGGCUGAAGUCGUGGCGGUUUCUAAGUACGUUGUUAGCUUUGAUGAAACCCCCAGGCCGCACUUUGAAGCUGACUCAUUAUCCUACCUUAGACAUGGGGUGACGCCGGUCGUUUGUGACAACGGUACCAUCCGCCCGAAAAUGCAGUCCAGUGUUGAAUUUCUCAGCAAGCAUCUCAAGGAGGGUAAUACGGUCUAUGGCGUCAACACCGGCUUCGGAGGCAGUGCAGACACCCGAACCGACAACUAUCGUGCGCUGCAAAAGGCACUGGUUCAGCACCAUAAUGCCGGCGUGCUUCUCCCUGCUGAGCAGGGGCUCGAAAGCACGCCCAUCCAGGACCGCCUGAAGAAACACUCCAUGCCCGCUUCAUAUGUCAAGGCAGCCAUGCUGAUCCGAUGCAACAGUCUAAUCAACGGGCACUCGGCAGUGCGACCAGUGGCCAUUCAUCACAUUCUCAAGAUGGCCGCUGCUGACUUCACGCCUGUGGUUCCGUUGAGAGGCUCCAUUUCAGCUUCCGGUGAUCUAACCCCUCUCGCAUAUAUUGCUGGGGCAAUUGAAGGCAAUCCCGACAUCUUUGUGGACUGCGGACCAAAUCACAACAACAUGAUCCUCCCUUCCGACGAAGCUCUCGCAAAGCUAAGCCUGAAGCCUAUUUCUUUCUUUCCAAAGGAGGGUCUCGGACUACUCAAUGGAACUGCUUUCAGCGCUGGAGCCGCUAGUCUCGUGCUUUUCGAAGCCAACCAGCUGGCCUUGUUCGCUCAAGUCGUAACCGCCAUGUGCACGGAGGCGUUGAUGGGAACGCGUCGUAACUUCCAUCCAUUCAUCAGCAACGCUCGUCCGCACCCCGGACAGAAGGAAGUGGCACGCAAUCUGUACGGCAUCCUCAGCGACUCCAAACUAGCCAGUGACUCGAUUCCCGAAGAAGUCGGCCUCGCUCAGGAUCGCUACGCAAUCCGCACCACUCCGCAGUGGAUAGGUCCCCAGAUCGAAUCCUUGGCUCUCGCAACACGCCAAGUGGAAUGUGAACUAAACUCAACCACCGACAAUCCUUUGUUGGAUACUGAGAAUGGCGAGGUGCAUCACGGAGGCAACUACCAAGCAGCUUCAAUAACUUCUGCAAUGGAGAAAGUCAUGACCUGUAUGCAAAUGAUCGGGAAGAUGAUCUUCGCCCAAUGCUCGGAACUGCUCAAUCCAAUGUUCAGCAAGGGCCUGCCCCCUAACCUCUGUGCCGACGAUCCCAACUUGUCUUUCGCUUUCAAGGGUAUCGAUAUCAACAUGGCAUCGUACAUGAGCGAACUGGCAUACCUGGCUCACCCCGUCAGCAAUUUCGUCCAAUCAGCAGAAAUGCACAAUCAGUCAAUCAACUCACUGGCUCUGCUCACGGCCCGCUAUGCAGGUGACACCGUUGAGAUCCUAUCGCUUAUGAUGGCAACACAUAUCUAUGUGCUCUGCCAGGCUCUCGACCUGCGCACACUCCAGCUCGAGUUCGAAGAAUCCGCAAAACCUUCUGUGGACGAAACAACGAGAGUCAUGUGCAUGGACUUGGUCCCCGAAAAACGUGCUGCUUAUAUCAAGGUCAAGAUCUGGAACGUCCUGAUGCAACACUGGGCAAAGAACUCCAACCUCGGACUCGCCAGUCGUGCGGCAACAUCAACAACCCACGCAGUCGGAACGCUCAUAAACCUGAUCACGGAUGAGUGUGACGAAUCCAAGAUCGGGGAGAUUCCGGGCAAGGUGCUGCUCUGGCAGAAAGAGGUCAAGUCCAAGUUGUGCGAUGAAUAUGAAAUGACGCGUGAAAAGUAUUUCCUCGACCCAUCGACACCCGACUAUCUCUGCACAUCCUGCAUCAAACUGUACAAUUAUGUACGCAAGACUCUCGAAGUUCCUAUGCACAAGGGAGUCGUCGAUCAUCCAACUUUCCUACCUCCUCAUACUAUCCCUAGCGAGAAACAAACCAUCGGCUCGCUCAUCAGCACGAUCUAUGUCGAUCUUCGUGAAGGGGACCUCAUGCACACCCUAAAGGGCUGCUUUGAGGUCCCCUUGGUUGGUUCCGUAGGAAAGGACGAUGAAGAGUGA